UAGUUGAACGAUGCCGCAUCUCCGUGUACGCGCGUAUUGGCAGUGCAGGACAUGGACGACGAGCUCCGCUCCCCGUGCUCUAUCUACUUCCCGCCGUCGCCCCCUUCCCAGUUCUCGCCAGUCGACCUCGAGAGCAGCCACCAGUUUCUCGAGUUCGACUCCUGCGAGGUCCCUGAGCAAUGGCUGCUCGGCGAUAUCAUGGUGGCAGCCAAGAACGAGGACGGAAACCUAUGGCCCGCGGGGUCCUUGGUCUCCCCGGACUCCGAGCUCCCCGAGCUGCCGCCGGAGAGCCUCUCGGUCUCGACGUCCUCAACGCCGCGGGCGGCGACGAAGCGGCGUGGGCGGAAGCCCGGGCCCCGCCCCGAGGGGCCCCUUGUCAGCCACGUGGAGGCGGAGCGGCAACGCCGCGACAAGCUGAACCGCCGUUUUUGCGACCUCCGCGCUGCCGUGCCCACCGUGUCCCGCAUGGACAAGGCGUCCCUCCUCGCCGACGCCGCCGCCUACAUCGCCGAGCUGCGCGGCCGCGUUGCGCGGCUCGAGGAUGAGAGCAAGCAGGUGACCGCCGCGAGGUGGGAGACGAGCGCAGCUUACCACGGCGGCGGCGCUUCCUUCCAGAACCUCCAUGCUGGCGACGAGGCGGUGGAGGUGCGGAUGGUGGGGCGGGACGCGGCGGCGCUGCGCGUGACGACGGCAGCGGGAUCCGCCCCGCACGCGCCGGCGCGGCUGAUGGGCGCGCUCCGGUCGCUGGAGCUGCCGGUGCAGCACGCGUGCGUGAGCCGCGUGCUGGGCGUCACCGUGCAAGAUGUCGUCGUGGAGGUGCCGGCCGCGCUGCAGCACGACGACGGCGCAGCACUCCGCUCCGCGCUACUCCAGCGGCUACACGACAGCGCCUAAAGGCUAGAGCUCCCCAAUGUUUUCACGUGAACAGAUUCAGUUCAAGACAAACUCCUACGUACGAUCGAUGCCAUGGUAAAUCUGUUCUCCUGCUUUCUGUUGCCCGUGGAAUAAGUCAAGCAAUUUCAUCCAUUCAUCGCUCGAUCGGCUCCAAGAUCUGUAACAAAGACCGAUGUACGAGUAGGUUUGUGUGGAUCGAUAUGUAGGGUUUGUGCCAGGCCCUGCUGCGGUGUACGCACGCAUGCGUGUACUAUUAUGCUUGUUAUUAUAUUGUUUAUUUUAAUUUUUUAGGGAAGCUAUUGUGAAAUACACUAUGUCCACAUGUAU
This is a messenger RNA of Lolium perenne, 1221 nucleotides long. RefSeq names its product transcription factor MYC2-like. Gene Ontology annotation, cellular component: nucleus. Lineage: Eukaryota; Viridiplantae; Streptophyta; Magnoliopsida; Poales; Poaceae. Gene Ontology annotation, biological process: regulation of DNA-templated transcription. Gene Ontology annotation, molecular function: DNA-binding transcription factor activity; transcription cis-regulatory region binding; protein dimerization activity. The record is from RefSeq and is a predicted model, not a curated record.